Naegleria gruberi is the source of this 582-nucleotide messenger RNA. RefSeq lists its product as uncharacterized. The record is from RefSeq and is a predicted model, not a curated record. Gene Ontology annotation, cellular component: BORC complex. Bases 1 to 582 code for a protein of 193 amino acids. The transcript has a single exon. Lineage: Eukaryota; Heterolobosea; Eutetramitea; Acrasida; Naegleriidae. Gene Ontology annotation, biological process: lysosome localization.
AUGAGUGAACAACAACAAGAUUUUAAUCCAUCAACAAUAAUAAAUGAUGAUCAUGACCAUCACGAUAUGGAACAACAACAACAACAUGAAGAAAUAAUCGGAUCGAAUGAAAAUCAACAAUUACAAUCCAAUAUUAAUAAUAAUAUUAAUAAUAAUAAUAACACAAAUGAACAAGAUAGUACAGUAUUAGUAGUAGAAGAUGAAAAACAACAAAUAACAUCAAAAACAAUUCGAGUAUUAGAAAGUAAAGCCUUUCAAUUAUCAGAAUCAUUUAAUCAUUUAUUAGGAUCAUUACAAACAUCAAUGUAUGCUAAAAGUGCAAUAACAUUACAACAUAUUGAAUUAUAUAAAAAUACAGUUGAUAGUUUUUGUAAUAAUGUAAAUGAAUCUGUUGAUAGUUUGGAAUCUUUUAUUAAUCGUUUAAAUGAUUUAAAUAAUGAAUUAAAACAAAUGAGAAAUUUAUAUCAUAAUAUUAAAGAAUUAAGAAAAUGUGUUGAAAUUAUACAAUUUAAUGUUAAUAAUUCAAAUCAAAAUAAUAGAAAUAAUAUUUUUAUAAAUCAUUUAGAUGAUGAUCAAAAUUAG